AUGACCAUGUCCAGGUCCUCACGAUCUUCCGUCCUUGCCCUAGCUCUUGCCACGGGUUCUCUCGUCGCCGCCGGUCCCUGCGACAUCUACUCGUCCGGCGGCACCCCGUGUAUCGCAGCGCACAGUACCACGCGCGCCCUCUACAGCUCCUACAACGGCCCGCUGUAUCAGGUGCAGCGCGCCUCAGAUGGUACCACGACCACCAUCACCCCACUCUCUGCCGGCGGGGUCGCAGACGCCUCGGCGCAGGACGCCUUCUGCGAGAACACGACCUGCCUCAUCACCAUCAUCUACGACCAGUCAGGCAAUGGGAACGAUCUGACCCAAGCUCCGCCGGGUGGGUUUAACGGCCCCGACGUGGGCGGGUACGAUAACCUUGCGGGAGCUAUCGGAGCCCCUGUUACUCUGAACGGGAAGAAGGCGUAUGGAGUGUUCGUCUCACCGGGCACUGGGUACAGGAAUAACGAGGCCAUUGGGACAGCGACGGGUGAUGAGCCCGAGGGAAUGUACGCUGUUCUUGAUGGGACCCAUUAUAACGACGGGUGCUGCUUUGACUAUGGCAACGCGGAGACCAGCAGUCUCGAUACCGGCAACGGGCACAUGGAGGCUAUCUACUACGGCACCAACACAGCCUGGGGCUAUGGCGCAGGCAAUGGACCAUGGAUCAUGGCCGAUCUCGAGAAUGGACUGUUCUCCGGUCAGAGCUCUGACUACAACGCCGGUGACCCGAGCAUUUCCUACCGCUUCGUCACAGCGAUCCUUAAGGGCGGCCCGAACUUAUGGGCUCUUCGCGGUGGCAAUGCCGCAUCCGGCUCGCUGUCGACGUACUACAAUGGAAUUCGCCCAACCGAUGCUUCAGGCUAUAACCCCAUGAGCAAGGAGGGUGCGAUCAUCCUUGGAAUUGGCGGCGACAACAGCGUUAGCGCGCAGGGGACCUUCUACGAGGGCGCCAUGACGGACGGGUAUCCAGACGACGCAACGGAGAACUCUGUCCAGGCUGAUAUCGUUGCGGCCAAAUAUGCUACUACUUCACUCAUCAGCGGGCCGGCGUUGACCGUCGGUGACACGGUCUCAUUGAAGGUUACCACGUCCGGCUAUGAUACGCGGUACAUCGCCCACACCGGCAGCACCAUUAACACUCAGGUCGUCUCCUCCUCUAGCUCGAGUACCCUGAAGCAGCAGGCUAGCUGGACCGUCCGCACCGGGCUGGCCAGUACUGCGGCCGCGAAUGGGUGCGUUAGCUUCGAGUCCGUCGACACCCCCGGCAGCUAUAUUCGACACUCGAAUUUUGCGCUUUUGCUUAAUGCAAACGACGGGACCAAGCUGUUCUCUGAGGACGCUACCUUUUGUCCCCAGGACAGUUUCAAUGACGACGGGACCAACUCGAUCCGGUCCUGGAACUACCCGACCCGCUAUUGGAGGCACUAUGAGAACGUGCUCUAUGUGGCGAGCAAUGGGGGAGUCAAUACUUUCGAUGCCGCCACUGCCUUCACUGACGAUGUCAGUUGGGUCGUUGCUGACGGCUUUGCCUAG
Molecule: messenger RNA, 1533 nt
Organism: Aspergillus nidulans FGSC A4
Lineage: Eukaryota; Fungi; Ascomycota; Eurotiomycetes; Eurotiales; Aspergillaceae
Product: protein abfB
Exons: 1
Coding region: 1-1533 (510 amino acids)
Biological process (GO): arabinose metabolic process; arabinan catabolic process; L-arabinose metabolic process
Cellular component (GO): extracellular region
Molecular function (GO): alpha-L-arabinofuranosidase activity
Source: RefSeq, a predicted model, not a curated record